This is a messenger RNA of Asterias rubens (European starfish), 2556 nucleotides long. RefSeq lists its product as uncharacterized. The transcript is spliced from 3 exons. The record is from RefSeq and is a predicted model, not a curated record. NCBI's taxonomy places the organism in Eukaryota, Metazoa, Echinodermata, Asteroidea, Forcipulatida, Asteriidae. Bases 125 to 718 code for a protein of 197 amino acids.
CGGACGCUUCUUUUUCCAGUCUUGGCAUAGGCCUAACUUGUAAUCUAGUGAAACUCUUGAGAAUCAUUGAAUUGUGACUGAUUUGCUUGAUUGACGAUGAGAUGAGAUCAUGGUAAAAUGUUAGAUGACUAUUGAAAGACUGAAUAGAUCGAUGGAAGACACAUCUGCAGGCCUCACUGAGCAGGUGGCUGACCAGGCCCUGACGGACGAAGGGAAACUACGCCACCAUGAAGACUUUGAAGUUGAUUCCAUCUGCAGUGAAUUAGAACACACAGAACUUACCGAUGAGGAGACGUCUGCACUCCUCAAUGAUGCCUUGGAAUUGAACAAACGUCUUAAGGCGGAGCUGAGGAGACAAGAGCACCAGGAUGAGCAAAAACUCAGUAGAGAUGGGACGAGAAAUAAGGCUGCAGGGUUUGACAAUCGUGGGAGAUCUGUUGGGAUGAGCAAGAGAGGUGACGCUAAGAGUGCAUCCCUGCCGCCCAUCCAUCCAAACAAAGGACUGUCACACAAUCAAAGACGGAUCCACAAUUCAAUGGAGUUUAGAGAUCAUGUCAAGAAGACAAACUCCAAACCUGCUCCUGUUAUGCAGAGAAAAACCCAAAGUGCUGAUAGACAAGCAAGUCAACGACCUGCAUCAUCAGGAAGUGUGCGGAGAGUAAUUCAGUCAGCAGAGUCCAAACAAAGACCGGAGUGGAACGAUAGGUUUUCCUAUUGACUUUUUGAUAUUUGAAGUUGAAGCUGAAGGGACUCACAAUGGACUCUUCCCAUGAAAUUUGCUAGUUACAUUCGCGCAUGCGUACAAACCCUAUUUGUUGGCAACUAUAGAGUUGUGCACUUGGCAGAUGCGCAAACGCAUUUGCGCAAACGCAGCACCUGUAAUCCCUCAUUUUGCCAACCAAAAUGUUAAUAUAUGUGCAAUUAACAUUUAUGGGAAGGGUCUAUAUUUGUGUUAGGAAUGAUUUCUGCUUCAUUUCAAGAGUGUGAUGAUCAUUUGAGUUUAUACUUUUUAUGUUCUUUAUGUUCGUUUGUUGUGUUCUUUUUGGGAUGGGGCGGGGGGCGCCAUCCAUGGUCAAAUAUACCUGAUGGUGCAUACCAAAGUAGGUUACAAUUACAAAUGUACUGUAUGUACAUGUAGGAUUCUGUCUAUUCAGAGCACAUGACAUUGUUUUGAUCUUUUGCGUAAAAUAUAACUUCAGCUUUUAGUUGUUUUGAUAUGUACACAUUUCCUUUUGUCAUUACAACAAACAUGUCAAAACUAUUGGAAUGACUUAAGUAUCACAGUUGUUACCAAUACCAUUGCUGUUUGUAUAUGUACUAUACAUAAUCUGUUUGAGUUUGCCAAAGUUUUGCUUUAAAUUUGUUUUAUUCCGAAUAGGCUACCUGUAAAGGGAAUGUUGAGAUGAGAGGAUAGGUACAAGAACUUUCAUUUAGCUGAAUUCAGACUCUUUUAGUGUGAAGGUUAAAACAUAAUCUGUUUGAGUUUGCCAAAGAUUUGCUUUGAAUUUGUUUUAUUCAGAAUAGGCUACCUGUAGAUGGAAUGUUGAGAUGAGAGGAUAGGUACGAGAACUUUCAUUUAGCUGAAUUCAGACUCUUUAGUGUGAAGGUUAAAACAUAAUCUGUUUGAGUUUGCCAAAGAUUUGCUUUGAAUUUGUUUUAUUCAGAAUAGGCUACCUGUAGAUGGAAUGUUGAGAGGAGAGGAUAGGUACAAGAACUUUCAUUUAGCUGAAAUCAGGCUUUUUUAGUGUGAAGCUUAAACAAAAAAUAAGGUAUUUUUCUCAAUAUCUUCAUCUCUUGCACUGCGGAUACUGUUCUCUAAAGCUCCUUGGAAUGUAGUUGCGUUAACGUAACCCUCCUCCCGCCGUCGGGAGGAGGGUUGCGUUAUCGCAACUACUUGGAAUGUUUGAAUCUAUAAAUCCAAGGAUUAUCAAAAGGUGGGCAUGUGAAUGCUAUAAAUCAAAUUAUUAUAUACCUCCAAGGGUCUGGAUCCCCGUUUUUUUGUCAGCGGUGACCAUCACCUCUGAUGUGUAGACAAUGAUUGAAAUGGUACUAUGCCAUACUACAUGUAUAACUCCGUCCCUGAUAGUAACAUAGCUGUGUGCAAUACCCUUUUCAAAACGUUUUGGUUUAAAUAUUGUACAUUGGUUAACUAAAGUUUAUGAGUACAACAGGUGUGUCAUUCAUGGCUGAGUGAGCGUUUUUUUUUGUUUUUUUUUCUUCUUUUUUUCAAUGUCGUGCAAAUGGGUAUUAAUUGGUUUUUCUCUUGUCCCUGAUGGCCGAUCAAUCUUAAACUUGUACAGGUUUGUCGGUGGAUUGCAUAAAGUGCUUACACUGACUGCCAGCAACUUUUGUAUCCCUUUAAAUGCCGUGGCUGCUUAUUGUUACUACAUGUAUGUACCGUAGUAGAUGUUGGAAUUUUAAGUAAUUUGUUAUUUUGUGUGUGUGCUAACUAUUUCAGUAUUCAACCAGGAGAAUGAUAAGUACACUAGUUGUGCAAGUGCUUGUGGCAUUUCAUUUUGGCUGUAAAAUGGCGAAUUGCCGUUUUCCUAUUAGCCU